Messenger RNA from Coniophora puteana RWD-64-598 SS2, 1714 nucleotides. Its product is annotated as tRNA modification GTPase TrmE. Bases 45 to 1703 code for a protein of 552 amino acids. Gene Ontology annotation, cellular component: mitochondrion; cytoplasm. The record is from RefSeq and is a predicted model, not a curated record. Gene Ontology annotation, molecular function: GTP binding; GTPase activity; protein binding. Gene Ontology annotation, biological process: tRNA methylation; tRNA wobble uridine modification. Lineage: Eukaryota; Fungi; Basidiomycota; Agaricomycetes; Boletales; Coniophoraceae. The transcript has 8 exons.
AAAACGCUCACUGCCGACGACGACGACGAAGCGUGCGGAGGUAUAUGUGGCAGACAUGCGCACGGCAGCUCGCUCGCACUCCGGCACUAAAACUGGGCGCUCGGCCACGCGCCCUACCUCUUGUUCUACGCAGAAUUCCUCUCGGUGAUCUACUCUUGGGUUCAGGCUCGCCGAGGCGGUGCCUAGCCUCAUAUGCGCGUGCCAGGUCACAGCAUAUUCAAGUACUAUCUCACUUCACCGCACAAGGGAGUCCACCGCUGUCCGAGUCACAGCGGCAGACAAUAUACGCGCUGUCCACGCCUUUCGGCAAGGGGGGCGUCGCGGUCAUUCGCGUCUCGGGACCGGACGCGCUCAAAGUCAGGGGCGCCAUCUGUAGACCUGUGAAGAAAGCAAAGGGUGCCGAACCACCGCGUCCAUGGGUCAUGGAACGGUGUCAGAUUGUUCAUCCAGUUGAUGGACGCGUGCUCGAUGAUGGGCUUGCCGUCUAUUUUAAAGGACCAAAGUCGUUCACGACUGAGGACGUGCUUGAGCUCCAUCUUCACUCUGGUCGUGCUAUCAUCUCAGGAGUCCUAAAUGCUCUAUCUGCAUUGCCUUGCUGCCGUCCUGCUGAAGCCGGCGAAUUUACUCGCCGAGCGUUCGAAGGUGGUCGUCUUGACCUUACACAAGUGGAAGGUCUCAAAGACUUGAUCAAUGCCGAAACAGAGGCCCAACGGCGUAUGGCUCUUGAAGCUGCAGGAGGUGUAGCCAGAUCCCAGUUUGAGAGUUUACGAACCAAAAUCAUCAAAUGCCAAGUGUUCGUCGAGGGUUUCAUAGACUUUGGCGAAGACGUCGACGAGCUUGGUCAAGAGCACAUGUUAUCCGAAGCCAAGAAGCGCGCCCAAGACAUAUGUCACGAGAUUCAAAACCACUUGAAUGACAACCGCCGUGGCGAGAUCCUCCGCUCCGGCAUCCGCCUUGCCAUCUUCGGACCGCCAAACGCUGGGAAGAGCAGCCUUCUCAACUUUCUCGCGCAACGAGAAGCGGCGAUUGUGACGCCUAUACCAGGCACCACACGAGACGUAUUAGAGCUCACGCUUGACCUCGGCGGGCUGCCUGUCAUCGUUGCUGACACGGCCGGCAUUCGGAAGACGAGCGACCUCGUGGAGAGCGUUGGCAUCGAGCGUGCACAAAACUUCGUGAAAGGAUCCGAUGUGUCCAUCUGCUUACUUUCCCUUGAGGAUUUGCUCGUCCGUCAAGGUGGCAAACUCGAGCUUAAGAUACCACCAAAUAUCCAGCAGCUUGUGACACCCACUACAUUCUUCCUACUGAAUAAGAGUGACUUGAUUGGUCCUCUAGACCAAAACCAAGUGAAGGAAGCAUUGACUUCCUCUGGUUUCCAAGACCGUGCAUGGACGUGCAGUCUGAUGACCAACACGGGGACGAAAGCCUUUCUAGACGGGCUUACACGUAGCUUGCAUAACGUAUAUGUCGGUCAAGACGAGAUUACAAGCUCUGCUCCUCUGAUCACACACGCUCGUCACCGUCACCACCUCGAGAAGGCUGUCGAACACCUACAGGAUUUCUUACGGUACCCUAUCGAACAGAUCGAUAUAGCAGCAGAGGAGCUCCGCUAUGCUGCGGCCGCUAUCGGGAAGGUAUCUGGGCUCAUAGAUGUAGAGGACAUGCUUGAUGUCUUGUUUCGAGACUUCUGCAUUGGAAAAUAAAAAUGGAAACG